Molecule: messenger RNA, 5171 nt
Organism: Schizosaccharomyces cryophilus OY26
Lineage: Eukaryota; Fungi; Ascomycota; Schizosaccharomycetes; Schizosaccharomycetales; Schizosaccharomycetaceae
Product: SNF2 family helicase Ino80
Exons: 1
Coding region: 58-4974 (1638 amino acids)
Biological process (GO): chromatin remodeling; DNA-templated transcription; DNA repair
Cellular component (GO): Ino80 complex; nucleus
Molecular function (GO): DNA binding; histone binding; ATP hydrolysis activity
Source: RefSeq, a predicted model, not a curated record
CAUUUAGCUCACCCACACGCAUAGUCUUCACCAAAAUCGAUCUUUCUCAAAUGAAUCAUGGAUCCUUCUAGGGAACUAUUUAAUGGGACUCCUAGAGAGAGUUUUGAGGGUGGAAAUGCACCAGAAAUGGCAGGACAAACAGAGUUUACGAAUACGCAUGGAACUCCAUAUGGAGUGGAAGCAAACAAUAGAAAUUGGCAGGUUCCAUUAUAUUGGCAGCAUCACGGAAAUGAAAUGACUGGAUCAAGUCCACGGAUGGAAUAUGUUGCUUCAGAGUACGAAUCUAAUGGAGGGUCUGUUAGCCCAAAUAGUACGGCAGCUGGUGCUGGGACUGCAGGUAAAGUAGAUCACCGUGGGUUAAAUCAUAUACAGAACGAAUAUGGCCGAGAAUUUUCUUCGGAGGCGCCAUUCUACCGCGGCGUUUCUGGAUAUGGAGAGAUGGAAGGCCUUGCUGGUCAAGGUCCUGGCCCUGGUACUCAAGCUAAUAUUUUCGGGUCUCCAGCCCAAGGUGACCUUGCACUUUUACCAAACUAUAUGCAGCCGGAUGCAUCGAAUCAGAUGGAUACUCCGAUCUCCAAAGACUUGUACAACAUCCCUUCACAUUCACCCAACGGUGCCGCUGAUUUGCAGUCUACUACCAAUGCUACGUCUGCCUCUUUUCAACACCAUCCUGCUCACCAUAAUCCAACAGCCACCAGUGGGGUAGCUAGAUCUCCAGGAAUGAGUGAAUUUCCUGUUGCCCAUACGCAUGAAUAUGGCAUGCGGACUGGUUCUUCCGACCUUUUUGAAGAGCCGACCCCUGGGGCUUCCAUGCAUCCAUCUAUAAGCAUAUCUACUCUUCUCUCAAGAAACGAGGGCUACGACCCAUCUACUCAUAAUGUUAUGCCCGAACAAAUAUCCCCAGCCAUGGCUCCUCCUUUAGACGUAUCUUCUCUCCCUCAUACCAUUUUACGUGGCGUUUCACCCUCUCAAAAGCAAUCUCCUAUUCCGCACACGGUACCAAACCAAUCACGUCGUCGUUAUAAUAAUUCUAAUCCUCAGCCCGUAAACCAUUCUGCACCUCUGUUAUCUCCAGAAGCUCCUUCCAUAGAUUCUGAUGAAAUCCUUAGCGCGGAUGAAGAUGAGCAGCAAACAAUGGUUACGCGAUUUAAUUAUCUACAACAUCUCCGAAAUCGGCGAGAUGAAGCUGUUCAUGCUGAAAAAAAGCGCCUUCUAGAUAUUCGCUCCUCGCUACACAAUCGGUUCAUUUGGCGAUAUGAAGCUCGGUAUAAUAAGCUGCAUGCUCUAGAGUACUCUCAAAAUCAUGAUUGGGCAGUCCACCAGGCUAUUCGGGAGGAAGUGGCUGCUUUAGAAGCUGCAAAAGUUCGUGCAGAAGAAGAACAAAAACAACGUGAAAGACUUGAACUUGAGCGUCUUGAAAAGAAAAAGCUAGAAAAGAACGAAAAGGAGCGGCAUCUUCUUGAGAGCACUGAGCAGAAAGAUGCUGCUAAAGAUAAUACACGUACUCAUGAAGACAAUGUUAACGAGUCUGACGAAAUUCCUAUUUCCGAGUCUAGACAAGAGGUUCCUCCUGCAGAAUCAAAACCUAAGUCUAGAAGUGAAGCUAGAACUGAGGCGAGGGCAAGAAUAAAGGCUAAGGCUCGUGCGAAAGCUGCCACUGCCGAAUCCGCAGGCCAAGAGGACCUUGCAAAGAAAGAAGCGACAAAUGACCAAACGCCUAAGUCUUCUAUUGCUGAAGACGGAGAGUCUUCACCUGAGACUCCUUUAACCAAAGCUUCAAAGGCAAAGAAAGCUAAGUCUUCCAAAGCUACAGGUGAUUCAGCAAAAGCCGCUGGUGAACAAAAGUCAACGCCUAAAAAGAACACGAAGAAAAGACCUCAAAGAUCUGGCCAAGCGGGAGAAGAAGACUCUAGCGCCACAAAAGAGGCAGCAGACCAGGCAGAAAAAGCCAACACAGUUGAAGGUACUGCUGAUGGAAAGGCUGCUACCGCGACUCCUAAUAAAAAGAAGAAAACGGUUGAGUCCAUUCAAAUGCAAAUCAUUAAAGAUAUCGUCAGAAAGGAAAUUCCAAAAGUGUAUAAAAUAAUACAGCAAAAUCACUAUAAUCGUUCGACGAAUGCUCGAAAAACCUCUCAGCUGGCAUCCAGAGAAGCAAGACGUUGGCAGUUCCGUACGAUAAAGAAUAACAAGGAUAUGCAGACCAAGGCCAAACGUGCUAUGCGUGAAACUAUGGUCUUUUGGAAGCGUAAUGAGCGUGAAGAGCGUGAUUUGCGCAAGAAAGCAGAAAGAGUGGCUUUGGAUCGUGCUAAGAAAGAAGAAGAGGAUCGUGAAUCUCGUCGACAAGCUCGAAAGUUAGAUUUUUUAAUUACACAAACAGAAUUAUACUCGCAUUUUGUUGGUAAAAAGAAGGUUGACAGAGAAAACUUACCGUCUUCAGAUGCACCAACCGCUUCUGCAAGUGAACUAAAUUUUGAUUCUGAUGAUGAGGAAAGUAUUCACAAAUUAGCCGUCGGAAAUGCCCAAGAAGCGAUGCUACGAACUCGCGAACACUCCAGAAUGUUUGAUACUAAACCUAUUUCUUCCAGCAGCAGUACUGCCGACAUGAAUGAAGGAGAAAUGAAUUUCCAAAACCCUACCUUGAUGAACGCUGUUGACGUAGGACAACCCAAGAUGUUGAUGUGCAAGCUGAAAGAAUAUCAAUUGAAAGGUCUCAACUGGCUUGCCAAUUUAUAUGAACAAGGUAUCAAUGGUAUCCUAGCAGAUGAGAUGGGGUUAGGUAAAACCGUGCAAUCUAUAUCUGUAAUGGCUUACCUUGCUGAGACCCACAAUAUUUGGGGACCUUUCCUAAUUAUCGCUCCUGCUUCUACUCUUCAUAAUUGGCAGCAAGAGAUUACUCGCUUUGUUCCAAAACUGAAGUGCAUUCCGUAUUGGGGAAGUACCAAGGAUCGUAAAAUCUUAAGAAAAUUUUGGUGCAGGAAAAAUAUGACUUACGACGAAAACUCACCUUUUCAUGUUGUCGUCACUUCCUAUCAACUUGUUGUGUUGGACGCCCAAUACUUCCAAACAGUGAAAUGGCAAUAUAUGAUUUUGGAUGAAGCACAAGCAAUUAAGUCUUCUUCUAGUUCACGUUGGAAGAGUUUAUUGGCUUUCAAAUGCAGAAAUAGAUUACUUCUGACUGGUACUCCUAUUCAAAACACGAUGCAAGAGUUAUGGGCUUUACUUCAUUUUAUUAUGCCUACUCUUUUUGAUUCUCAUAAUGAGUUUAGUGAAUGGUUUUCAAAAGAUAUUGAAAGUCAUGCUCAGAGUAAUACUCAAUUAAAUGAGCAGCAACUUAAACGGUUGCAUAUGAUUUUGAAACCAUUUAUGUUGCGAAGAGUGAAGAAAAAUGUUCAGUCUGAAUUAGGUGAAAAGAUUGAAAAAGAGGUUUAUUGUGACCUUACCCAAAGACAAAAAAUACUAUAUCAAGCUCUGCGGCGACAAAUCUCCAUUGAAGAAUUAUUAGAAAAAGCAGUUUUGGGAGGUGAUGACACGGUUGCCAGUAUCAUGAAUUUGGUAAUGCAAUUUCGAAAGGUCUGCAAUCAUCCAGACUUGUUUGAGCGUGAAGAUGUUCGCAGUCCUUUAAGUCUGGCAACUUGGAGCAAAUCAGUUUACAUUAAUAGAGAAGGUUCAUUUCUGGAUGUGCCAUAUAAUACCCGAAAUUUUAUAACCUUAGAAAUUCCACGGCUAAUGUACAAAGAGGGUGGAAUCUUGAAUGUGCCGAGUCAAAGAAGUCGAGCUGGUUUUAAGAAUAAAUAUUUAAAUAAUCUUAUGAACAUUUGGAACACAGAGUACCUUCACAAUUCUUCAGCGAGUGACGAGAACUCUUCUUUUUCUUGGCUUCGUUUUAUCGGUGAAUCCCCUUCCUCUAUUAAUCAUUCUGCUCAUAACCCUUUGUUAAGUUUAUUGGAGAGUUCAAGUAAUAACUCUGUUUCCUCCCAUAGAUAUCAAACACGGCAAGCCCAAACCCUUGAUGGUGAUUAUUUUAACAAGCAUAAAAUGCUAUUAUUGCCUGAUAAUUUAACUAAGCUGAAAUGUUUAGGUAAAGAUGCUAACGUGGACAGCCCUAUGUACAAAUUAACGAAUGUCAUUGAAGAAAGCGAUGCACAAUUGGACUUAAUUUUGUUAGACUCUGUUUUAGUUCAAAAAGCUACUGCUCCUCCAGUAGAAAUAUAUUGUCCUGGAAGUAGACAAUUUAUGCUUGAUCAAGCCAUGUUCAUCAGAGAUCCAACUUGGAGUCACUAUAUGUAUCAGCCGCUAAAGAGCGAAGAAGAUCGUAUAAUUUCAGAUCCAGCCAUAACAGUUCUGCCUCCUCCUCGAGAACCUUUGGUUCCUUCAUUAGGAGUUGCAAAAGGAUCAUAUUCAUUUGUACGUAUUCCUUCAAUGUCUCGAUUUAUUGCGGAUUCUGGCAAGCUGUCCAAGCUCGAUAAGCUGUUAGCGGAGCUGAAGGCUAACGAUCAUCGUGUUCUUAUUUAUUUCCAAAUGACGAAAAUGAUUGAUCUUAUGGAAGAGUACUUAACGUAUCGUCAGCACAAAUAUUUGAGAUUAGAUGGUUCUUCGAAAAUUAGUCAACGUCGUGAUAUGGUUACAGAAUGGCAAACUCGUCCUGAACUUUUUGUCUUUUUGCUUUCUACUAGAGCAGGAGGUUUAGGUAUUAAUUUGACCGCUGCGGACACGGUUAUAUUUUAUGACUCUGACUGGAAUCCAAGUAUUGAUAGUCAAGCCAUGGAUCGAGCACAUCGUAUCGGCCAACAGAAGCAAGUUACAGUAUAUCGCUUUAUAACUAGAGGAACUAUUGAAGAAAGAAUUCUAUUUCGUGCAAAAGAAAAAGAAGAAGUUCAAAAAGUUGUCAUCUCAGGUGGAGAAACACUUCCUAAUAAACAGAUGGAUCUUAAAGGUAACUCACGAGAAAUGGUAUCGUGGUUGUUGGAAGAGUAAAUUAUUUAAUGAAUAUACACAGAGCCUCAUUUUUAGGUGUCCUAUUAGUUGUUAUCUUUGUUUACUGUUUAUAGUUAUUCAUACCCUUUUCAUCUAUUAAUGGAGGGUUAUGAAAACAAUUAUCAAAUAAUAUUUAUAGAAAGUUCAAAUUCAUAUUAGUACACAUUUAUCUAUAUUAAAUAAAUUUUAGACACAAG